Parascedosporium putredinis is the source of this 1725-nucleotide messenger RNA. NCBI's taxonomy places the organism in Eukaryota, Fungi, Ascomycota, Sordariomycetes, Microascales, Microascaceae. The record is from the annotation of a GenBank genome assembly.
AUGGUGGCCACAGAGCAGCGUCGCAGUGUUAAGCCAAACACGCCUGUUUCGACAGUGACAAUGACGAACCCGAAGCGUGACCCCGACGCAAUGGAGGGUAUUCCUCCCAACCACAUCGAGUUCGGCGGAUCUCCAGGCGCCGCCUCGCUUAUGAUUGGGUUCCCCUUACUCAUGUGGUACAUGUGGAUCGGCGCGACGUACUACGACGGAGGUCUUCCUCUACCAGCCUCCGACGAGCCUAUCCCCGAGUUCCUUCAACAUCUGGCCGGGCUCGUCUACGAGGGGGCGUUUCCCACGCUGCGGGCUUGGAAGAUAUACUGGGUUUUCUUCUUCACCCAAAUGGCGUUCUACUACAUCCUGCCCGGUGUCGAGGGCUACGGCAAGCCUCUCCACCACGAGGGCGGAAAGCAGCUCAAGUACUUUUGCAAUGCCUACGCCAGUCUCUACGCGACCAUAAUCCUCGCUGGUUUCCUUCACGUUAGCAACCUUUUCCCUUUGUCGACGCUCAUUGACGAGUUUGGUUCCAUCAUGUCCGUGGCCAUCUUGUCCGGUUUUCUCAACAGCAUACUCGUCUACGCUUACGCCAUGUUGUGCGGCAAGGGCCAUCACCUCAAGAUGUUCUACGAAGUCCGUAUCCCCUGGUUUAUCCUCUUACUUAUCAGCAGUGCCGCGGCUGUGCGUCAAUACGAGGCGUACGGAUACGUCUCGGGCGAAGUCUUGUUCCUCGUCAUGGCUCACUAUCUGUACGCGAACGCGUGCGCAAAGGGCGAACAACUCAUCAUCACAAGCUGGGACAUGUAUUUCGAGAAGCUUGGGUUUAUGCUCACAUUCUGGAACAUGGCCGGCGUCCCUUUCUCUUAUUGUCAAUGUGUCCUGUACCUCGCCAACAACCACCCGGACACCUAUCGCUGGAGCCGCACCUCCCUCGGCUGUCUCGUUGUUUUGUAUCUUUUCGUCUAUUGGGUAUGGGACACCGCCAAUGGCCAGAAGAACGGCUUCAGGCAGAUGGAGCGCGGCCAGCUCAUUUCCCGCAAAACGUUCCCCCAAUUGCCAUGGCAGAUUGUCCAGAACCCGCGUGUGAUUGAAACAGAUACCGGCGACCGUAUCCUCGCCGACGGCUGGUCGCCCUUUCCUUGGUUUUACCCUGUCUUCUUCACCAUCAUGAUUGUGCACCGCACGAGACGUGAUAUCGCAAAGUGCCGAGGAAAGUAUGGCAAGGCCUGGGAGAAAUAUGAGAGACAAGUUCCGUACUUGUAUAUUCCUGCCCUUGGCACCCCGGGGUACGAGUUCCUUUACUCCACCAACGUGACCCUGGGCGAGCGUUGGUCAUAUGGCGACUUCGGGCAAGGAACGCGCGUCGCGAUUCCCAUCACCGGCGGCACCUUUGUCGGCCCUCGUCUUUCUGGUACCAUCGUGAACCUCGGCGCCGACUGGGGAGUCACGGAUACGUACGGCGUCUUCUUCCCCGAUACGCGCUACAGCCUGAGGACGGACGACGGCGCGGAUAUCUUCAUCCAGACCGCCGGGCCAACCCAGGAAGAUGGGCGUACGCUGCUCCGCGCCAUCUACCAGACGGGUCAUCCUGACUAUAUCUGGCUCAACCACGUUGUUGCGAUUGGGAUCUUGCGCCGUCCCACUGGUGAGAAUAAGGGAAAAUACGUCGAGAUCGACAUGUGGCAGGUAACUCUACCGGUGAUUGAGCAGGAACCUGAGGACGCGGAAUAG